AUGACGAGUUUAGCAUUUUUCAAAUCGGAUCGUACGAAAAAGAAAGAGCGUCCGAAAUCUGCUAUUGAUUGGGGCACAGGCAAACCUCGUAAUCAAGAUAACAAAUCGAGACCUCCUUCUGUAUCUGGUACUUUUCUUUAUACAGGUGAACCUGUUUCACAAACAUAUCAAAAUACAGAUACAACAUUAAGUAAUGUACGAAUUAAUGAUGAAUUAGUACCUGCGCCACUUCACACAACUGAUAUCUCAUCUCAUGAAAUACCAUCGAAAUUUCCAUCGAAUCAUCCAUUUACAUCACAUAUAAGUGAAAAAGCUGUAUUUCCGACAGCAACUAUUAAUUUAAAUGAUCGUCCUUCGACUUGUAUCAAUCCUUAUGUAGUAACACAUAAAAUUCGAGGUAAUCCAUUUCGUCGUGAAGUGCACUACUACGGAUUGCAGCAAGAACGCUAUCGAACUUCGAAAUGGCCAGAUAAACAUUAUAUGCAUUUACCUCGGUCAUUAAGUAACAUCGAAUCGUCACCAAUUUAUCCUUGGCCACGUAAAAUGUUUGCGCCAAAUAAUAAUAAUUUAAUUCAAAAUUCAACAACAGAUACAGGUGAAAAUAAAGAAAAAAGUUCACCUGAAAGCACUUAUCAAAAUAACUAUUUCAAUCAAGAAGGAUUAAGUUCUCAUGCUGUACACAAUACAACAACAACCACUCCAUCAACCCAUGAACAACUAAAACCUCAUUUAAACAAGACAUUCGAAUCGACAAGACUGAUGGAAGGUAUACAAGCUAUUCAUGCUAAUGAGAACCAUCGGCAACUAAAUACGAUUGAAAGACAACAACCAUCAAUGUACUAUGCACCAAUGGAAACAAUCAAAAUAAUGAGUGAAGAUGAAAAACUUGAUGAUCAUAUGCGACAUGCAACAGAUUAUGUUAAUCUUCCUGAACAUCGUUAUCCAACUGAUCGAGCACCAAUAUGGAAUCCUCAACAGGAAAACUUAAAUGAUAAUCAAGUUAAAACUUGUGAAAUUCGUUUUCUUCAUCCUAUUCGGCCAUCAACGACAAGUAAUCAAUUAGCUCGUGAUCAUUAUGCAAGUCAUCAACAAAUGGAUGCAGAAAAUCGUCUUCAACAAUUAGAAGUUAUUCGUCCAACUGAAAAUAUAAAUUUACUUAAUGUUAAACUUCGAACUCUUCAACAUCCACGUCAUGCUCGACCUAUUUUACCUCAAUAUCGUGAUGAUUAUGUCAACGCAUUAUAUGAUCAAAUGGGCACAUAUGUUCAAGAAAGAUCAGGUCUUUAUCAUACUCAAAAUUAUGAACCGAAUUCACUUGUUCAAGCUAUACCAGAACUUGAAAAUCAACAAGGAUAUAUAACAACAGUAAACAAUGAAUAUGAUGUCAAUGAUAUAUUAAAUACAGUCGAACAAAAUCAGCAACGAGCUAAACCAAUAUUGUUUCAACGUAGAGCAAUUGGUGAUUAUCAAAAUAUGCGGAAUCGUCUUCUAAAUAAAUUACGUGUACCAAAUGAUGCUGCUACUGUUGAUACUCGAACACAAGAAGGUAAUAAACAAUUUGUUCAACGUGAAUCCAUCUAUGGUCAAGCAUAUAAUACUAAAAAAUUUCUUCAAGAAAAUACUUUAUUACCUAAUGCACGUAUUGAUGCAACUCGUUUAAUGAGUACGACAUAUAAUACUAAUCUAGAACGAGUACGAAGUUUAAAUAGUUAUCCAAUAAAAACUACACAAAAUCAAUCAGUUAAUAAUACUCAAGGGAAAACUAAUGAUGUUCUUGUUAGUCCAGUUCUUCGCCCGUCACACAAUGAUGAAUUAUAUACAAGUAAAUAUAUUAAUGAACAUACAGAUGGUUAUUCGCGUCGAUCAACAGUUCGUGUUUAUGAUUCACCAUUUAAAAAUGAACAAAAUGCAACAAUGAAUGAUUUAUCUCAACAACAAACAAUUCAUUCAUAUACAAAUUCUUUGGAUCCAUUUCUUUCAAUUCCUGGUCAAAUUCCACGUUCAGUUAAAACAAAUUUACGUUUACCUGGUCCAGAAGUUGUUGCUCGAUUUAUUGAACCAAAAUUUGAUACACGUACAACAUAUCAACGUUCGUUUAAAGAUAUUUCCUAUCAUGAAACAAUACCUCAAACACAACGUUCCAAAAAAAAUAAUAAUCAAAUUUCAACUCAUACAUUAGAUAAUCAUCUUAGAGAAUGUAAAAUACUCGAUCUUCAAGAUCAAUGGUCAAAAACUCAAGCACAACAACAAUAUCAUAUUGAACAUCCAGAAAGUGUACCUUAUGUUGGUGAUUGUACAAUUCGAGCUAAAAAGGAAAUACUUAUAGCUGAUACAAUUGCUAAACGAGGAAUGAUGACAGUUAGAUGA
Molecule: messenger RNA, 2367 nt
Organism: Rotaria sp. Silwood1
Lineage: Eukaryota; Metazoa; Rotifera; Eurotatoria; Philodinida; Philodinidae
Source: the annotation of a GenBank genome assembly